AUGAUCUUACCAUGACUUUGUUGGGUAAAGAACUAAGAAGAAUUUACGCAGAAAGUGGCGGGAAAAAAGAACCGUUAUGACUUAGAUUCAGCGCCAAAACAAUAGACGUAAACUGUAAACAUGUUAUUAAUUUCCGAUUUUACCCUUUACUCGUCUUCCACCUAAUUAUAAUAGUGUCUUCCUCUGAAAGCUUCUCCUCUAAUAAUUCCUGGGGAAGCAAGCGACUUGUAAAAGGCAAAACGUGUCUUUAAUAGCAAGAAUCUUUCGCAUACUUUCCACUUACUCCCUCUUCCUCUUCUUUUAUUUGCUCCCUUAUCUUUGUGUCUCUAUUCCUCCGCAAAAUAUGGGAUCUUCAAAGAAAUCUCAAGUCGGUAGAGGAUUAGACACCGACGGUAGCAAAUGGGUCAUCGCCGAAAUCUCUAUACGGGCUUCACUGAAGCCGGUGAAAACCAAACAGAAACGGCACGAGAGAGACACAGAAGCUGAAGAUGAACAUUACAGUGGCAGCGAAGAGUACUGCAUCACGCCCACGGCGAAAGAAGCGAAGCUCUCUGAGAAACUGAUAUGUCCCCCUGCGCCAAGGAAACGCAGACCAGAGUUGAAGUGUCGGAGCAAUGUCGGUAUAGAGUACUUUGUGGUGACUCCUUCAGAAUUGGAGACGGUUUUUAUACGAAGCAGUAAUGUAAAACGAUAAUAUUCUCAAGCAUAUAUUAGUGAACGAGUUUUAAAUAGUUGUCAGGACAUUGUCACUAGCUUCUACUAUAAACUUUGAAGAUCAUUUACCUUGUACUUUAUAAGUCACCCUAUUUAUAUCUAUAAUUUUAUAAACACAGUUACAUAAAAUAUAAAAAAAACUUAUAUACUUGAAAAAAAAAAAAAAAAACUUAUAUACAUUCAAUUUGCUUCGAAUGCCUUAAUAUAUUUUGACUAUACAAUUAGUCAACCAUGCUUUGGUGGUAAAAAAAAAGAACUUGUGGCAAGGUGUAAACCCGAUCAUGGAUUCGACUCUUGCCUGCCUGGAAUUAAGUUGUCAUUAUGUUCUAGCUCUCAUUAAAAAAUACGGAGUCAAAUUUUGAUUAAAAAAAACAUAAUA
Messenger RNA from Brassica rapa (field mustard), 1093 nucleotides. Its product is annotated as cyclin-dependent protein kinase inhibitor SMR6. The record is from RefSeq and is a predicted model, not a curated record. Lineage: Eukaryota; Viridiplantae; Streptophyta; Magnoliopsida; Brassicales; Brassicaceae.